Symsagittifera roscoffensis is the source of this 3738-nucleotide messenger RNA. Its product is annotated as ephrin type-A receptor 7-like. Gene Ontology annotation, biological process: protein phosphorylation; ephrin receptor signaling pathway; axon guidance. The transcript is spliced from 16 exons. Gene Ontology annotation, molecular function: protein binding; ATP binding; transmembrane-ephrin receptor activity. The record is from RefSeq and is a predicted model, not a curated record. The annotation marks the transcript as partial. NCBI's taxonomy places the organism in Eukaryota, Metazoa, Xenacoelomorpha, Acoela, Convolutidae. Gene Ontology annotation, cellular component: dendrite; plasma membrane.
GUUUCAGCUGUUCUGUUUUCCACCGGCACUCAAAACAUCGCUGUGUCCGGGGACGACUUGAGUAGACCAGUUUCUGGCAAUGGGAGGGGGACCCAAAUCGACCAAUGGGGCUUCUCCACUUUCUCCUCGUGGGUUUCGUCGCAAGACGGGUGGGUGUUCGACGAAAACUUCGGGAGCAACGGGCGCUUCUAUGUAUGCGACACGCAAGUUCCAGGAGUGGAGAACUGGCUCAAAAGUCCCUACAUCGAAACGAAACGGUCUUCAAGGAUCGAAGUCAAAAUCAUGUACGCUCAAGUGCCAUGUACAAAAUACCCUCUUAGCAACCCCGAUUGCAAAAACGAGCUUACGCUUCACUACCUGGAAGCUUCAGGUCCCGACGACAAUCGACAGCUAGAUGCGCCCAAGUACACCAAGUCUUCUCGUACAAUCUCUGCCGACAGUUUCUUAGAGGAUCUCGGCGACCGCGACGAUGAUAAAGUUUAUGCUUAUUUUGAUUUGAUCAAUUUGCGAAGCGACACGAAAGGUAUUUUUCUGCUAAUCGGCGACCAGGGAUCCUGCUCGGUGAUUCACUCUGUCGAGCUGACGUACUUUGUGUGUUCCGAGCAACACAACGAGCUCGUUCGGUUUCCCGAGACGGUAGUGGGGCAAAUGGACAAAGAAGUUUACGGGCACUGCGUUGCGGAUGCAUCCCGAAGCAACCCGCCGAGAGCCACUUGUCGCUUCUAUGGAGCCUGGGAGUUCCACAAAGAAAUUUCGGAGAACUGCGCGUGCAAUGCUGGAUUUGAACCUACGACUGAUGUGUCUUCGUGCAAACCGUGUGAUGCGGGUACGUACAAAGCAUCAAAUGGCAAUCACUAUUGCAGUGUAUGUCCGAUGAACAGUUAUGCUAAGCGAACAGGCAGUACAGAGUGCAAGUGCAAAGACAGAUUCUACCGGGGCAAAAAUGAUUCAGCCGACUCAGCAUGUGAACAGCCCCCACCACCUCCUAGAGAUCUGAUGUAUGAGAUGAAAAACACGGUAGUGACUCUUUCUUGGUCCGCUCCCACCCUGCCCCACCUCUACCAGAGAAGAAACAUAUGCUACCAGAUAUCCUGCAGACGGUGUCCCCCCUCAGUGAUGGAGAGUUUUACAGACCAGUGCACAUAUGCGACUCAAGUCACUCUGUACGACUUGGAGCCCGAGACUGAUUACAUAAUCGACGUCUAUUCGGCUAACUCGAUCACUAAGGGAAGAGUGGGCCUGCAGAAUCACAACUCGAUCCAGAUCAAAACAGGAAAACUUGCUAGAGUCACCGAUCUGACUGUAAAUCGCAUCGGUCGCCAGGGAGUUGAGCUGACUUGGAAUUGCGACGCAGAUGCUCUACUAGCCAAUCACCAGUCCUCCUCCGGAUCUUCAAUCCCCCUCAACUCGCCUGGGAGCGGAGAAGGGGUGGUGAACAAAACCAACGGAGGGGGGACUUUUUCAUACCAUUCCGGCUCAACUGGUGGGAAUACUGGAGGACGCACAUAUGUGGCUGGCUCUAAUUUUGACCCCAGUGCAGAUCAGCAAAGAAGACCCUCAAAUGCGGGUGGUAAUAAUUUGGGUUACAGCACCGGCGGUAGCAGCACCAGAAGUGACUUGGGGGAUGGUGGGAGGAUGAAGACGUCGUCGUCGGCGGGGGGAAAUAUGAAGGGGACAGUAGUCGUGUUUGAAGUGCGUCUCAGUUGGAAAGGGCAACCACAUGCUAUCUUCACCACUUCCUCAUUCAGCUACGCCACCACAGAUUUGGAGCCGGGCUUCUGGGGCUUCCAAGUAUGCGUGGAGGGGGUGAAGUCAACAUGCAGUGAAGUUGUGAACAAAGAAAUUCUUACACCAGAGAUUGGAUUUGACUUGCGACACAUAAUAGCCUUGGCUGGCAUAGGAACAACUAUUGUGGUGUUGAUCAUCAUCACCAUGAUCUUGUCUGUAUGGUGCAUUCGCAACAACCUAGCCUCCCCCUCCCCAAAUGCAUACAGAGGGGCAGAACAGCUCAAGUGGGCAUCUAGCAGUGGGCCCCAUUUCUAUCACGGGGCAGGGGCAAUUGGCAACCAGUAUGUGAGCAACCACUCCCCUGAUUACAACAGUUCAGUGGGUGUUCAGGAAGAUUGGAUGUUGUCUGCAGGAAUGCACCAACAGCAGCAGCAGAUGGGGGGCAUGGGAAGUGAACAACUACCCUCCCAAAUGAUAGAAGAGUGGGGGGUGCAACACAUUCAACUCAGCAGAAUAGAAUUUGCCAAAAAUGAAACGCCAAGUUUUCCCAAUGGACUUCCGGACUUGAUAAAAGCGAGGCUGAGUGACCACUCUUUCAGCCAGACUUGUAUGGCCAUGAUCAAACAGGCCACGCUGAAAAGCUACUCCGAUCUGGGUCUGAUUGCCCAUGAAGUAGCAACUUGCGCCCAAUUUCAGCACCCAAACGUCCUUUACCUCUACGGAAUCGCUCUCAAUGGCCCAGAGAUGCUCAUAACUCUGGAGUACACUGGUAAGGGGACCCUGGAUAGACUCAUCAGGGACAUGUCUCCCCCCAACGGGGGUGUGGGGGGAUUGGGGGGACUUGGUCAGGUGGUGCACUUGUUGAGGGGAGUGGCCAGUGGCAUGCAGUUCUUCGCUGACCUCGGAUACGUGCACAAGGUUCUGACUUCUGAGAAUGUGUAUGUGACAGACAGUGACGUGUGCAAGAUAGCGGGAUUCGACACCAGAGCAGUUUUGGAGGCCGAAGAGGCGGAGAAUGUCAACUGCACCGUGUUCAACGCGUUGGUGCCGUGGCUUGCACCCGAAGUGAGUGCGGGCAUUGGGAAUGCACAGUGCAGACACUACUCCCUCAUGUCAGAUGUGUGGUCAUUCGGAGUACUCAUCUGGGAGUGUCUCUCGGCCGAGAAGCCCUUCGGUCAGACGCACCCACAUGAAAUAAUCCGGGCAAUUACAUGUGGCUACCGUCUACCAGUGCCCAAAGCAACAUCUGGCUCUCCGGGACCCCUGAGUGGUCUGAUGAUGGGAUGCUGGAACGAGAACCCCUUGCAGAGACCCUCGUUUCACCAGAUUCACUCCACCCUCGAGAAACUCAUCAGCAACCCCACUCUGAUGCUGGAACAGACCCAGUCAGCCACAGUCCAAAAUGAAACCCCAACUCUAUCCUACCUCAAUCUCAAUAGCAGUCCGGUGGAAGCAUCACAGAAACUAAAACAGGCAUCGACAACCUCCGUUUGUGGCACUGAGAACCCCAAUGGCACCUUUAACUCCCCUCCCUACACGCCCAUGACUAGCAUUGAGGAGUGGCUGCAGCACAUUAACAUGGACCACUGUGUGCCCAACUUGAAGAAGGGGCAGGACAAGAACUACAUGACCAUCGGAGACGUCAUCCACAUCGAUGGCAAGACUCUCAAGUCCCUCGGAAUUUGCAACCAAGACCGAAAAGUUAUCCUGAAGAGUUUGCAAUCAAUGGCGUCUUCUAUAAAACCGCAGUUACAGCCUCAGCAGAAAACAAUGAAAUCUUUCAAAAACGAGCAUCCCAAAAACUUAGGCUUGAACAAUAUAGCCCACAGCAUCAUUUGAUGAACAAAAAAACAUAAUUCGUUUUCUGACCAUGUUUGAAAAAAAAGAUUCCCAAGACAAAAGGUGCUCAUUCACAACUUACCGCGACUAUUUUGUAUUUGUAUUGAUUUGUAUGUGACACUUUUAUAGACAAUGUAGCAUUCUGAACGUAAUCAUUAUUGUUCUUUGCAA